UGACUGGUUUGAUCGUCUUUGAAAGCAACACCAACCAGGAAAUUCACUGAAGUCUCGUAAAUCCAACUGUCCGUGAAGGCAGCAGCAGCGCGCAGAUAAAAACAUGUCUGACGAGGAAUCUGGUAGAAAUGUUCAGCCUGUGCAGCCACCUAAACGCCGGCGUGUCCUUGAUCCAUCAGCUGUUAUUCCUGUAUCAGUGUACUCCAGCAAGGUGAGCAGUUGCCUGCAGAUGAAGCCAACAGCCCUGUUUACCGAUAAAGAAAACCCAGACGAUGAUUUAGAUGAGAGUCUGUGGUCGGGGUUUUUCUCUCGGACAUCUGCCAGGCUCAGUGACUCUGAGGAUGAAGCAGAUCCUCAUCACAGCUCAGAGAAUCGUGUAGAAGACCCUUCUCCUCAUCCUCCUCCUCCUCCAGAGAGCCCCGUUCGGAAGCAGUCCAGGAAGGCCACUAAGAACAUCAAUGAGAUCAACAAGAGGCUGCGGGCCAUGAGCUCCAUCAUGUCCCCAGAACCCCUGAGGAGGCCGUCCAAACGGUGCAAAGCCUCUUCAUCUGUCCAACCUGAUUUGGACCAUGAAAAUGUAGAUGAUGAUGUCAUCAUCAUGAGCCCAGACACACAGAAGUCGUACAGCUCAGACUCGGUUCGAGAGAUCCCCCUUAAAGUUCGCUGCAGAUCAGACGUCUACAAAAUCCCAGUUCUGUCGUCCGCACCUUUAACUGACGUGGUGAGCCAGCUGUCCGUCAUUCUGAAAGUCCCGCCCACUUCCCUCCUCCUGCUGAGGCAUGACAUUGAGCUGCCGUCAGACUCCUCUGUUGGGGAGCUGGGCCUCAGCAUCGCUGACAUCAUAGAGUGUGUUGUCAUGAGAGCAGAAGCUCAACGCAGCAGCAGCAGCGUCACAGUGAGGCUGCAGAGCAAAGACAGAGACUCAUCUCAGGAAUACUCCAUCCACAGAGACACGCCGCUGGACACCAUCUUCUCCCAGUAUCUGUCCAGCCUACCUAGCACCACUCAGAGAAAGGUUCGGUUCCACUUUGACGGCUCCAAGGUGAUGAGCGGCCAGACACCAGCACAGCUUGACAUGGAGGACGGGGACAUCAUUGAAGUUUGGAUCUGAACCUCCAUGAUGCUUUAUGUUUAAUACAAAUCCAACGCUUCUCGUUUGGUUUUUUCAAACCUGCAGCCACGAACGAACAUUUAGAGUCAAACAAGACAAACGAGAUGUGUACAGGUAGGAUUUAUUCAUUUGGACUGCACUAAAGCUUUUGUUUAUCAACUGUUUGUUUGGUUAAUAAAGUGAAAUAUAAUAAAGUUAUUGGGAUGGUGAGAUGUUCUGUUCCAGCAGAAUCUUUAAAUCCAAAACGAGAAGAAAACUCUUGAGGUGUGAUGAUCUGAAACCUGCGUGUUGAGGCCCUUCUUGCCUCCUACGGGUAGAAAUCAGACCUACAGGAACGUUUUUGAGUUCUUUUGUUUCUUUCUCACUUUUAUCGUUUUAUUCAACAUUUUGGGAGGUUUUGAGAAGGCCAACCAAAAGGUUUUUUCUCCCUAGGAAACAUUAAAAACUACCGUAAACACAUUAUUUGUGGACCAGUUUUCUUCUUUAACUUCAUAAAAUCUACUUAGUUACACAAAACCCAACUUAAACUACAGGUAGUUUGUCAAGUAAUGUUAACGUUAAACUGAAGAGAAAAACAAAAUGCUGUCACAUGAAAUGUAGACGAUCAUUUUUGAAGGUCUUUUUUAUGUAAAAUAUCUUGUUUCAAUAAAUAAAAGAUAUCUUCCUCUGA
Nothobranchius furzeri (turquoise killifish) is the source of this 1781-nucleotide messenger RNA. RefSeq names its product nuclear factor of activated T cells 2 interacting protein (gene nfatc2ip). The record is from RefSeq and is a predicted model, not a curated record. Lineage: Eukaryota; Metazoa; Chordata; Actinopteri; Cyprinodontiformes; Nothobranchiidae. Gene Ontology annotation, biological process: positive regulation of transcription by RNA polymerase II; cytokine production.